Molecule: messenger RNA, 5067 nt
Organism: Scophthalmus maximus (turbot)
Lineage: Eukaryota; Metazoa; Chordata; Actinopteri; Pleuronectiformes; Scophthalmidae
Gene: larp4aa
Product: la-related protein 4
Exons: 17
Coding region: 454-2877 (807 amino acids)
Biological process (GO): positive regulation of translation
Cellular component (GO): cytoplasmic stress granule; cytosol
Molecular function (GO): mRNA 3'-UTR binding
Source: RefSeq, a predicted model, not a curated record
CGGUGGCAGCCGGGACGUCGGCGGACUGUGUGCCUGCGCUGAGGAGAGGUGCGUGUCCCCAGUGUCCGCUUCGGUCGCCCGGUUAGGAAUGCGCCUCACGAACCCGGUGUGUGCUGUAAUCUUUGGUGGAGAGCCAGCGGGCACUGCGCUGUAAGAAGAGUCAUGGUCUGGCAUCGCGUGUCCCAUUAGUGUGUCGGUGUGCAGCUUUGAUUCAUUGAGCUAGCUGUCGUUAGCUCGCGUCGUUGACUCAUAGCACGCUAGGUCGGUAGCCUACCCGUUAGCCGGUUAGCUAGCGACUAGCUAGAGUCGAGUGCGCUUGCUGGCCGAUCCAGGACGACCGGAGAGGACCCGACUGACUGCUGAGCACAACCGGUGUCGCCGAGGGACGAGGCGGUGGGGGCAGGCGGGGGCCGGGGAGAAAGCGACGGGGUGGAAGUGAGUCAGGAGCGGCUGAUGAGUUCAGACCAGAGCGGGGAGCCGCCGCUGCUGCAGGAGGAGGCUGAUCCGGGACCGAAGACCGGCGGGAAGGACGAGGCUCCGCUGGGGAGCGAGGGGGGGUCAGGCGGCAUGGUCACCUCUAAGGGCGCCGGUUUGAACCCAAAUGCCAAGGUGUGGCAGGAGAUGCCUGUGGCUCCCAGCGAGGCUCUCACCAACAGCGCUCAUUGGCCCACCUCGGACAUGAGUGAGGGUUAUUCUGAGCCUUCGUCUGCUGGGUGCAAGCAGUACACCGUGGGAUUCACAGCCCUGGAUGACAGCAGCUCCACAGCAACAGCUGAGAUAGCAGUAAAUGGAAUGGACCCUCCGGAGUUGGGCCUUUCCCCCGCUGAGUCCAUUGCAGGGACUCCAGGGGAUUCCAAAGCUGAAGAACAGCCUAUCUCUUCUGAGAAUCUACGAGAGUCUCUGAAGAAAGAGCUUGAGUUUUACUUCUCUAGAGAGAACCUCUCGAAGGAUUUGUACCUGAUGUCCCAGAUGGACAGUGACCAGUUUGUCCCUAUUUGGACUAUAGCCAGCAUGGAGGGCAUCAAGGUCCUCACCACUGACAUGGACCUCAUCCUUGAUGUGUUGAGAUCCUCUCCUAUGGUACAAGUGGAUGAGAAAGGGGAGAAAGUGCGUCCUAAUCAUAAGCGGUGCAUUAUCAUUCUGAGGGAGGUCCCUGAAACCACACCUGUUGAGGAAGUGGAGUCACUGUUCAAAAAUGACAACUGCCCAAAGGUGAUAAGUGUUGAGUUCGCACACAACAACAACUGGUACAUCACAUUCCAAUCAGACACGGAUGCUCAGCAGGCGUACAAGUAUUUGAGGGAAGAAGUAAAAACAUUUCAGGGAAAACCCAUCAUGGCCAGAAUAAAGGCCAUCAACACAUUCUUUGCAAAGAAUGGCUACCGUAGCAUGGACAGCAGCCUGUACGCUCAGCAGUCCCAGAGCCAGUCCCAGUACAGCUCUCCGCUCUACAUGCAGCACGUCUACCCCCAGCAGCAGUACCCAGUCUACGGCAUCGUACCUCCCACCUGGACGCCUUCUCCCACCCCGUAUUUUGAAACUCCUCUGGCGCCGUUUCCCAACAGUAGCUUUGUGAAUGGAUUUGGCUCGGCUGGACACUACAAAACCGGCUCCAGUUCUCUUAACAUCACUCGCCAAUUCAACAGGAACCGUGUCCCUCUCUAUUCAAGAAAGAAUGUAAUAAAUGCCUUCAGAAACCACGUGAAGCCCCAGGUGAGGUCAAGCGAAGUGACCCCAGCAGCCAUAACUCCCGUCUCCCUGGAGAGUCUGACUGGACUGCGCAGCCCGCAGCCUCCUGCUCCCGUUGUCGCUGCCACCACCACUAACCCAGUCCAGGUCUCUGACCUCAGCAUGGCAUUCUCACACCUUUCCUCCUCUUCCUUGGACCCGAGUGACGACAGUGGCAUGUCAGGACGUGGAAGACGGAGCACAACCUACAGAGGAACACGGAGGAGGCGAGAAGACGAACGUAUUACGAGGCCUGUGCCGCUAGCAGAGGUCAAGGUUUCUCCACCCAAGUUUGACUUGGCAGCCAACAACUUCCCACCUCUUCCUGGCUGCGUGGUCAGCACACAGGGAGAGCCAGUGCUAGAAAACCGAAUGUCGGAUGUUGUCCGCGGUUUGUACAGGGACAAGACGGAACAAGCCAAUAAAGAAGCCACUGUGAGUCCAGGAUCAGUUCAAGCCCCGGUGACAGAGGAGGCAGUUGCCGCUCCGAGUCCUGCCCUGGCAACACCAAAAGCUGCAACACAACCACUUGGACCCCCGGCCCCUGGGCCUCGUCAGGAGAAGAGGGUUGAACGGGCAGAGAUCCCAGCACCAAAAGCAACCCAACCCACACCUGUCCCACCUACCGUCACCCCCUCAUCCGCCACGCAGCCUGUGCCUAGCUGCAGGCCUCAGCCCUCUGCUGCCUCCACGCCAGUGACACCCAGCACACCGGCCCCUGCUGCUGCCACAAUUCCCACCCCUGCACAGGAGCCACGGAAGCUCAGCUAUGCCGAGGUGUGCCAACGGCCACCCAAGGACCCUCCCGCUGCACCCCCUGCCCCAGCCCCAGCUCCCUCCGGCACUGCAUCGGGCCAACCGUUGCGCGAGUUGCGUGUGAACAAGGCUGAGGAGCAGGGCUCCAGCGGUGGUUCUGGAGACAAGCUAGAGAAAGGCCACGAAAGGGAGGGGGGAUGGGAAUGCAAGGAGAGCCGGCCACCACGUGAACGUGACUCUCAAGGCUAUUAUCGCAGUAAUGGCCCCAGAGGGAAUGGGGGCCUCAAGUUUCGGGACCAGAGGCGCCCACCUCCGGCCCGACGCAACUCUCCCCAGGGAGGGUACAGGCACACUGGCAAAGAGCAGAAUAUCCCACCAGUAUCGCCAAAGUAAAAAACUUGACAUGAAUCGCAAAAAAUAUGUAUGAAUCUAUACAUGGAUAUAUAUAAUUAUAUAAAAAUGAAUAACAUAAAAGCAACAACAUUAUGGUAGCCACCUUCCCCCCUGGAACUUGUCCAACGAGAAGCUUCUAAAAUGACAUUAAGACCAGGACAUCCAGGACUGAUGGGCAAAAUGACACCUGAAGAACUUUGAUGAGAUUUUAAAAGCAAACUAAAAUCUUGUGUUGGCCUCCAGUGUUAUGCUUAGCAGAAUAAGUGUGAUUUAACUGGAAGCCAUCUCAUUUAUGCUCUGCUGGGGAAAGGUGGGAUGCUGGGCCGCGUAAAUGGCCCUCUACCUUUUUUUUUUUUCUUUUUGAUUUCAAAAGAAUAGAUGUUGGUCUGCAAGAACAAUAUGCACUAAGAAGAAAAGAACAUGCAUAUUUGUCAUGUACAUAUACAAAGAUAUCACUAACACGCAAUGAGACAUCAGUUUCUUUUUGUUUUUUGUUUUUUGUGUGCUUAGGGUUGUAAGUAUGACUGAAGGGUUGACUGAUGUCUGUGUAUGCAUUGAUUGUUAAACAAAAUUAUUGAAGUGCUACAGUGUGCUGUUGCACUGACGUAAUGAAAUGGAUGAAUUUUUGAUUUUUACAUCAGAGAUUAAGAACCAUUGUCCUGAAACUGGACAGUGUGGUCUUCUAAUGUAUAUUAAUGAAAUGUGUUCUAUAGUGGUAUCUUGAUCCUGGUUCAUGAUUGGCUUGAGCUGAAACAGUCUAUCAGAAACAUCGACGUGCGCCACAGUCAGACGCGUGGUUUUGUUUGGAACUGAAAUUCACUUUGGGGUGCUCACUGGCCGGUCAGCCAUGGUGAAUCUUGCUAGCCUGGUCCAAAGUUGUUUAUUUUGUUUGUUUGUUUUUUUGUUUUUUUUAUGUUAAAUUUUAUCCUUGCUAUCUAUCUGAAAUAUUUUGGGCGUACCCACUCCGAUGGAUUGAAAUUGUCAUGUUGAUAAUCAGUCAGAUUCUCUGUUUACAUGUUUGUUUGGGUAGUAAGGUGAUGUAUUUCAUGAGAGAAGAAGAAAAAGAGUAGGGUAAUGGUAAGAUUCAAUGCGCCUGGUUGUUUAGGUGAGGUUUGGCUUUUCUAUAUCAUCACAGGAUAUCCAGGUUAAGCUUAUAUCUGUGAAUUGUUGUUAACAAUGGCAUAGUGUCAAAAAUAGACUAAGGAAUGCUGUUAGCUAAGGAUGAUUGCUACAUAAUAUUUGGCAGCCGAGUCGUGGGUAUAAAGAGAUUUGGAACAUUUUUCACGUGCUAUGUGCCAGCUGCCUUCGAUCAUAGUGAGCUAGGAUAAAGUUUCGGUUUUUAUUGAGAUCUGCUAAAUAAUGUAGUCUUGGGGAAAUUCUGGCCCAGUGAAACUUGAUUUUGAAGAAGCUAUAGAGGUGUAGUUGCCUAUGCUAUGAUGUAAUAACCCUUCACUAGAAAUGUGUGUGGGAGAAUGUAAUUGUUAUAGUUCUGAAUUUACAGCGGGAGGCUUUUGACAGCAGGUAUCCACCGGAUUGUUUUGUGCUUUUAGGGUGAGUUUGCUGGUUUGUUUGAUUUUUUUCUUUUCUUUCUUUUUUGUCCUUUCUUUUUUUUAACUUUUGAAAAACAAACAGGUUGAUUUAGAAUUUGAAGUUUGACUCACUGUAUGUAUUGCUUUUUAAAUUUAUUUAUUCUAAUUUUGAUGCGCAACGCUUUUCUCCCAAUCUUGGUAGGCUGGUUUCCCCAAAGUUGUGUGAAAUCGCAUUGACAAAAUAAAAUCACGCAUAUGACAUCUAUAUACUAUUCAAGAUGUCAACGGAGAGAAAAAACACUUGAUGCAUUGACUUUGGGUUUAGUAAUGCAGUAAACAAGUAACCAAUCACUGGGGCUGUUUUUUUUCAUUAAUGAGUAUGAGCAGCUAGGGAUUUAGUAUAAUUAAAUAAAUGCACUAACUUGUUUUUAAAAGAAUCUUACUCGUGAGUAAGGCAAAAUCAUUUUAGGAGCAUAUGGUUGAUGUUGACCGGCUUGCAAACACCAUCAGGACAUGCUUCCCCCCUCCAUAUGUUUGGGUCAUUUUCUGUUAAUUUGGUUUGGGGUGGCAAAAGGAAAUAUAGUAAUGGAUCAACCAAGUGUUUGAGACACAAUCCUAGAACUGUAUGAAAUGUCACCAAAAAUAAAUUAUUUUGAUUUGG